GCCGCCGCCGUCUGAUGAACCGCGGCCCCGCCGAGCCGGGCAGCCGCCGCCCCGCCGCCCCGCCGCGCCCCGCCGCCCGCCACCAUGUACCUGCACCCGGAGGCUGCCGGCGCAGGGGCUCCCUCCCGCGACGUCCUCCUCGUCUCAGCCAUCAUCACCGUCAGCCUUAGCGUCACCAUCGUCCUCUGCGGGAUCUGCCAGUGGUGCCAGCGCAAACUGGGUAAGCGUUACAAGACUUCCCUGGAGACUGUAGGAACUCCGGACUCCAGCCGAGGCCGCAGUGAAAAGAAAACCAUCAACGAUCUAGACAGAGACUUUUGGAAUAACAAUGACAACACAGUGCAGCAGAAAUGGAGCUCCUACCCUCCCAAGGAGUUUAUACUAAACAUUUCACCUUACGCCCCGUACGGUGAUCCGCGGCUUUCCCUCAAUGGCUCUCUGUUAUCAGGGGCCAAGCUGACGGCGUCGGCCGCCGCGGGGUUGGCGGGGGAUCGCGACGGCCGCCCCGGGGAGAAGCAGCGGCUCGGCGAGGACGGCAUGAGGAGCAGCGUCUCUGCCCACAGCGAGCCCGGCGCGGGGAAGGCGGCGCGAGGCCGCUGGCACACGGUGCAGAGCCACUUGGCCGCAGGGAAGCUCAGCCUGUCCAAUUUCGAGGACUCCACCUUGUCCACAGCCACUACCCUUGAGUAUAUCCCCACCUCAGCAGGCGACCCCAAAUGCCAGAGGCCCCGCACGCUCAUGCGCCAGCAAAGUCUGCAGCAGCCCCUCAGCCAGCACCAGCGCGCCAACCACAGCCAGCCCACCACCAGCCAGAGCCUGGGCCACCUCCAGGCCCACAGCGGCUCCUCCGCCGGCGCCGGCAACCCCCGGGGCUCCCGCGGCGGCCAGGCGCGCCAGGGCAUCGCCGCCGGCUCCAAGCAUCGGACGGCUGGCGGCCGGAGCCGCUCCAAUCCCGGCAGCUGGGACCACGUGGUGGGGCAAAUCCGCAACCGCGGCUUGGACAUGAAGUCCUUUCUGGAAGGCCGGAUGGUGGUGUUAUCCCUGGUUUUGGGACUCUCAGAGCAAGAUGACUUUGCCAAUAUCCCCGACCUGCAACCCGCUGGGACGCAGCCGAACCAGCCGAACGCUCAGGGGGACAAGAGGUUGCCAGCCGGUGGCAAGGCGGUGAACACGGCACCGGUGCCCGGGCAGCCACCGCACGAUGAGUCCGACCGCAAGACAGAGCCGCGCUCCUCCGUCUCCGACCUGGUCAACUCCCUGACCAGUGAGAUGCUCAUGCUCUCGCCAGGCUCCGAGGACGACGAGGGCCACGACGGCCUCAGCCGGGAGAACCUGGGCCGUAUCCAGUUCAGCGUCGGCUACAACUUCCAGGAGUCCACCCUGACCGUCAAGAUCAUGAAGGCGCAGGAGCUGCCAGCCAAGGACUUCAGCGGCACCAGCGACCCCUUUGUCAAGAUCUACCUGCUCCCUGACAAGAAGCACAAGCUGGAGACCAAGGUGAAGCGGAAGAACCUCAACCCGCACUGGAAUGAGACCUUCCUCUUCGAAGGGUUCCCCUACGAGAAGGUGGUGCAGCGGGUGCUGUACCUCCAGGUCCUGGACUACGACCGUUUCAGCCGCAACGACCCCAUCGGGGAGGUGUCCAUCCCUCUCAACAAGGUGGACCUCACCCAGAUGCAGACCUUCUGGAAGGACCUGAAGCCAUGCAGUGAUGGCAGCGGGAGCCGUGGGGAGCUGCUGCUGUCGCUGUGCUACAACCCCUCCGCCAACUCCAUCGUGGUGAACAUCAUCAAAGCGCGUAACCUCAAAGCCAUGGACAUCGGGGGCACAUCAGACCCCUACGUGAAGGUGUGGCUGAUGUACAAGGACAAGCGGGUGGAGAAGAAGAAGACAGUGGUCAUGAAGCGGUGCCUGAACCCCGUCUUCAAUGAGUCCUUCGCCUUCGACAUCCCCACAGAGCGGCUGCGAGAGACGACCAUCGUCAUCACCGUCAUGGACAAGGACAGGCUGAGCCGCAACGACGUCAUUGGCAAGAUCUACCUGUCCUGGAAGAGCGGCCCCGGGGAGGUGAAGCACUGGAAGGACAUGAUCGCCCGUCCCCGGCAGGCGGUGGCACAGUGGCACCAGCUGAAGGCCUGAGAACCCCAGGACAGCAGGGCUGGGGGUCCCCCUUCCCAGCCGCCGUCACCCCUCCGAGGGGCUCCCGGUGAGGAGCCGAGGGACCGGCGGGACGGCGGCCCGGCUCACGGGGACCCUGCGGUAGGAGGGGGAUGGAGACCCCCGCCCCCCUGCUUUCGCCUCUCCCCGGCGCUGGGGGGUGGGAGGUCACGCAGACACCCAGGACCCCCAGCCGAGAAGGGUGCCAGAAGUGAUGACCCCCCCCCGUCCCCAUCCCCACCACUGGGCAGGACUUCUGUGAGUGCUUCCAGCCCCAGUCCCUGGGAGCCCCCCUGCCCCUCCCCGGCCUCACCCCUUAUUUCAGGGGGCCAGGCUGUGGGUGCAAGAGGGGUCCCUCCCUCCCCUCCCCUUUCAGCUCAAUAAAACCUCUCCGAGCCGUCAGCGUCGCCCAAGUGGGGCCGUGGAGCCCCCCAUGCCCUGCCUCGUCCCCACCACCCUCCCCAAGCCUCCCAGCCCCGCUGGGCUGGCACGGGGUGGGGGCAUCCAGGGGGGGAGGGGAGCCCCCUUCCCCGGGCCAGGCGCGGGCUCCUGGGAUCGGAAGCCAUGACACAGUUCGUUAGCCAAAGCGGGCUUGUUUGUGCACUGCCUUCAGCCGGGUUUGAUGCUUUACCUCCAUUUUCAGGCUCAGUGGGAGCUGAGGGUCGAUAACCCUGUCUUGGGGCUCGCCCUCCAGCAUGGGGACCCCCCCAUCCUGCCUCCAGCCCAGCUCUUUCCCCCAUUACCCCCACCCCAGGCAUGUCCCCGCAAGGCUGGGCAGGGAGGGGACUGGUUUUGAGCCAGGCGUUGGCCCCCUGUGGGAUGCUGAGCCCCAGAGCAUCCUCUUCCAGCCAGGCUGACCCAGGCACCAGGGCUGGCCUGGGACCCCCAUGAGCCCUGUGCCCAGCCCUGGGGCCCCUGGGGGAUAGGGGAUAGAGCGUCAUUGUCCCCAUCCUGGGCUGGUGGCACUCCCUGGGCCAGCCAGCCUGGCAGGAGCGGUGCCAGCAGCAUCCCCGUGGUGCCAGCAGCUCCCUAUCGGCUCCCCCCGGGAUGUGCCGGGCCUCUGCCCGCUCCCCAGAGCUGAGGCUACCAGUACAGGGGCUCCCCAAAGUGGGGACAGACCCACGUGGGAGCCCCACGGGGUGCUGGGGCAUCUCCUGGGGGGGGUGGCAGAUGGGGUCACCCAGUGGGGUUGCAUCCUCUGGGUCCUCCCCGCUGCCCUGCGCCAGCAGGAUCAGCGGUGGCUCACGGCGGUGGACGUGGGUCCUUCCUCUUGCCGGGACGGCUGGACAGCAGAGCGGGUCCUGCAGGACCUCGGGAGCACUGGGUGUGAUGUGACACAUCCCUGCCCGUCCCCGUCCCCAGCAGGUGACACCGGUGCCUCUUGGCGUCCCGCUGCUCUGCCAGGACUGGCGCAAGGCGAGGAUGCGGUGGCCGGUGUGUCCGUGUCCUUGUGGGGGCUCCCGGGGUGCCCCGCUGGCCCCUGUGCCGGGUAAGCAGAGCCCCUCCAGGCUGGCCAGCAUGGGUGGGCAUCACCAACCCCCGGCCUCGCAGCUCCCUCUGAACCGAGGAGCAUGAGCCAAGCCCUCCCAGAGGAGGGGAGAGGUGGGUGCUGCCACCUUCGCAGCCAUCUCAGGUAGGGCACGGCCACCCACGGGCGCGGGGACACCCAGAGCAAGCCCGAAGGCAGCCGGGUGCCCACCGGCACGGAGCCACCCUGCCUGGCUGGGGGUCCCUCGUCCUCAGUCUUCCUGCUCCCUCUGCUGCCCCCGUGGCACCCACCACCCUUCGCCCCUCCUGCACCCCCGUGAGGGACACUGACACCCCACUGUGGGCUGCCACCGCGCCUCCCCCCAGGUGCCACCGAGGCCACGGGCUGUCCCCUGCUGGGGAGGGGGGCACCCGCUGAGCCCCCGAGGUGCUCCAUGGGGUUUCUCCAUUGCACGGGGGGUAGGGGGGAGCCUGAACCAGAACCCCAAAAGUCCCUGGGGUGCCGGGCUGCUUGCUCCUUCUCCUGCCAAGGGGGAUAUCGCCGCCGCCCCAGGACCACUCGGGGACAAGCCACCUGGGGACCGUGGCUGCGGCCAGGAAGGGUUUGGCAGCCCCCGCAGUCCCUCUUAGACGAUUUUGGACAAUCUGGAGAGAAGUCAUACUACUACUACUACAGUAAUAAUAAUGCUUUUAGGGACAUUUGUAUUUUUAUCAUAUUCUCUCUUUUUUUAACAUAAGAGAUUUACAUGCCUGGGGAAGGGGACGGAGUCAUGGGGCAGCAGGGCCGGGGCACCCCAAGGCCAGGCACCGCAGCGGGCUGUGCCGGGCACCCCCAAGCCCUUCGGGGGCUCCCUGUGGGCAGCCCAGGUGCCGGUGGGGCUGUGCCAAGGUGGGUGCCCACCCAUCGCCCCACAGACACCCCAUUCCUCCGGGAAGGAUUUCUUGUCUGCGGUCGGCUCCCUGGGGCUUGUGUGUUCAUUUUUUAACUCUAGAGCUCUUAGCCGUUAUCUUGUUCAGGUAUCUCUCUUCUUCAUGUGACGGUAACAUCCAACUGGUGUGUAAAAUACAGAAAAACAGGAAAAAAAAAAAAAAAAAGGAAAAAAAGAAAAAAAAAAAAGAAAAAAAGACUAACAAAAAAAAAAAAGACAAAAGCCCAGACCGGCUGACGAGCGGCUGGAGCAAAGGGAUGCCCGGCUGGCGACGCCACCCCGCUGCCGUGGCUUUGCUGCGUGGCGGUGGCCGUGGCCGGCUGCCCCCCUUUCCUAAUAACGGCGGCAGAGGCCGGGGCUGGCACCGUGGGGAGGCUGGGGGGCGAGAGCCGGGGCGUGCGGGUCGGGGCGCCUUCUUUGCAGAAUCCUAUUUUUGGGGAGCGGGGCCCCUCGUUUUCUGGAGGCCGCCCCUGCUCUCAGUAAUAAAGGACAGUCAGUAACUGCCAGUGUGCCUCCUCUCUGGGCUCGGGGGGACGGAUCCUGCGGUCCCCCAGCAGCGAGCGCUGGUCGGAGUGGGGACUGGGGUCACAGUGUCACCCGCACCUGGCUGAGCAUCCCCCCCAGCAC
Messenger RNA from Phalacrocorax carbo (great cormorant), 5201 nucleotides. The record is from RefSeq and is a predicted model, not a curated record. Lineage: Eukaryota; Metazoa; Chordata; Aves; Suliformes; Phalacrocoracidae.